AUGGUCGAUCUGCAGGCGCUUGUUAGUAAGCUCAAGAAAAGAACACGAAGAGUAGACUGGAGAAAUGUGAGGAAGUGUGUUGAGGGGUGGAAGGAACUACUGUUGGGCGUUCAUUCGGUGUUGGAGAAGUCUGCCAAAGAGGCCUCGCAGGAGCCUAAAGUAAAAGCCAGAGAUUAUCGCAGCGAAGUAAUAGAAUCGUUUUUCCAGAGAAGAGCUGAGAUACAGGAACUUGGGAUGAAAAUUGAGGCCUCUAGUUCCCAGCCGGACAAGAAACAUACCGCUACCAGGGGAAAAAGGCACGGCGACAUUGGUGCAUGGAUCCUGACGUCACCUGAUUUCCUGAAUUGGGUGAAGGCGAAGAAUGAUAGAAAUUCUCAACUACUUUGGGGUUACGGAAUUGCUGGUUCUGGAAAAACAUUUCUAAGGAUGGCUGGAGCACCCAAUGUGUUUUUAACAAGUAGGGAAAACAUAUCAGGGGAUAUACAGAAUACUCUAGACUUCGCGACUAAAAUCGAAUUAAGGGCGAGAGAAGAGGACAUCAAGAUCUAUGCCGAGCAUAGGGUUAGUGACAGUUUAUUGGCCAACCGCUUAUAUGGCAAAGAAUUGUAUAGAGAAAGGAUUGUCUCUGAUAUCGGAGAAUGUGCAAAGGGAAUGUUCUUGCUGGUUGACUUUCACAUACAGCAUUUGUGUCAACAGCCCAGUAUAAACCAAAUCCUCCACGAGCUCAAAGCUUUCAAGAGCACAUCUUCAGAUCGACCCCCGCUCAUCCUUAUAUACGAUAGGAUCGUGCAUGCAAUAAGUAUUAAGCAGGGGGUAUAUGAGUUGGAACACGGUAAUAUCACCUCUGAGAAGCUUCAAGAUAUUGCGGGUGUUCAACUCGGCUUUGAGCUCAAUGUGCUGGACCUACCGGAUCGAGAAACAAUACUCAACCUUUGCUCUGGUCUGGUGACCAUAGACGAGAAAACCUCGAAAGUUCAGUUUGUGCAUUCCACUGCUCAAGAAUACCUCGUAAAAAUAUCAAUAGUACGCCCUGCUACAGAUUCGGCACUGACCAUAGCUUGUGCCUCCCACCUCUUAUCCAAAGCUUUCUCGAGAGGAGCCUUGAUUUGCCAAUCUGAAUUCGAAGCACGGGUUGCAGCAUACCCUUUCCUAGGAUACGCUGCUGAGAAUUUCAUGUUUCAUUUGGUAGAAUAUGACAAUUCGCUGACGAAAAAUCCACUUUUGAGGUUUUUGAAAAGAACAGGCACAUUCUCUUCUUACGUGCAGGCACUUGAUUCUUCAUCAGAUCAGCCGACAUACCCUAGAAACUAUCUUCCUCUGCACUUUGCCUGUUCAAUAGGCCAUCUUAAAGUUGUCCAAGUACUUCUAGAAACUAGAGUUGGUAUCAUAGCAAUAGAUAGCUAUAGAGAGACAACUUUCACUCUAGCGAUUGCCAAUGGGCACAAAGAGAUAGUUCAGCUUCUACUAGACAAAUUUGCUGGUUGCAAAAGAUCUCAUCAUUUUGAUCAAGGAAAAAAAAUAGAGGACACGCAGAGUUCUCUCAAGAAUGGAUUUCCUUGCUCUGUUCAAGACGAUUUCAACACAGCGCCACCACUUUCCACUCCAAGGGAAGACAACAAACCGAAAAAUAGCGAGACAUACGUCCUAUAUUUCGCCGCAUCUGGUGGUCAUGUAGAAAUAUUAGAGUGGCUGUUCAAUAGGUUGGGCGAUCUCUGUCCCGAAAGAUCAGACGAUUGUCCGAUGGAUAUGGCACUAGCGAACGCGGCAGCUGCGGGGCACGAGAGGGUGGUAGAGAUACCCCUCAAGAAAGGUAUCCCACCAUCCGGUAAAUCGGAAGUUGGCCAACUAUCCCCGUUACAUGGAGCUGCGUCUAAAGGUCACCUUUCCACUGUCAAAUUACUGCUACAACACGGCGCUACUCCUGCAGUAUCGUGUCCUCGCUGUCUUAGAUUCUUGUCUGACGACCUAAGAAAUGAGGACUCUGAAACCAUAGAAAACAGACUGUGCUGCACCUCGCCGCUGUAUGUGGGCAUGAAAAAAAUUGUCAGUUUGCUUCUUGAGAGUGUUCCGGGUAUUGGGUUAGCGCAGGACAUUGAGAAUUUUACGGCAUUGCACCUUGCUGCGCUAAAGGGCCAUAAUUCUGUGGUCCGUGUACUACUUUCAAAGGAUCCAAACACAGACCAUUCGAAAGUUAACUCCCACCGACAAACAGCUCUCCAUUUAGUAGCCUCCGAAGGCCACGCCACCACUGUUAAGCUUCUUCUUGAUAACGGUUAUGGCAUUGACCCCUCGGCAAAGGAUAUAAACGAAUACACUGCGCUAGGCUGGGCUGUACAGGGAGGCUAUGAAGAAGUUGUCCGUUUCCUACUUCAUAAGACGGAGGCUGAAUCCACGGACUGGCAAGGCGGGAAUUUACUACAUCUCGCAGCGAGGAAUGGCCACACCGGGAUCGCUAGUUUGUUAAUACAACAGACUCCUGGUUUAUUCGUGCAGAAUGCCAAUGGAAUGACACCUUUGCAUAUCGCAGCAAUGAAGGGUUAUGGAGAAAUGGUCUGUCUGCUGCUGGAGAGUGUAACGGAAAGCGAGUUCUCCAUGAAGGAUGGAAACGGAUACACCGCGCUACACUGGGCUGUACAGGAAGGCCACGACCAAAUAGUCCAUUUACUGCUACAACGCGAACAUAAAAUCGAUUUUUCAGCCAUGAUUACCGCCGGAUGGCAGACUGUGUUACACAUUUCAGUGCUUAAGGGCCAUGAGCAGAUCACUCGGUUACUGCUUGAAAAAAUUCCGAGUAGUGUCCUCGCCAUCCGCAACAUGAGAGGGUAUACAGCGUUGCAUCUCGCUGUAUCGUGGGGUCAUGAAACCAUCGUUCGCUUGCUAGUCGAGAGAUGUCCGGGGCCACACCUUUUGGCGGAGGAAGGUCAUGGAUACACAGCACUGCACCUUGCAGCAAUCAGAGGUCAUGAAGGAAUGGUCCAAUUGCUGCUCCAGAAGAGCCCAAAAGUCUAUAUUUCAGUAUUGACAACAAGUGGAUCUGGUGAAGUGAUAGACGACGCCGAGCCAAGAAAAGGACACGAAGUAGUGGCUGGUUUGUUGGUUGAUAGCGAGUCGGUAAAGAACAGCUGUGGGUUAACGGCACAAAAACUGGCGACUUUGAAACGAAGGUUUGCGGCCGACAAUGAAAAAGGACGGGAGCGGAAAGUGUCAACACCUCAAUCUGUUUCUGAUGCAUAUGCAUGA
Morchella importuna is the source of this 3240-nucleotide messenger RNA. RefSeq lists its product as uncharacterized. The transcript has 8 exons. Gene Ontology annotation, molecular function: protein binding. Lineage: Eukaryota; Fungi; Ascomycota; Pezizomycetes; Pezizales; Morchellaceae. The record is from RefSeq and is a predicted model, not a curated record. The coding region runs from base 1 to 3240 and encodes 1079 amino acids.